This is a messenger RNA of Aspergillus mulundensis, 642 nucleotides long. RefSeq names its product putative protein kinase. NCBI's taxonomy places the organism in Eukaryota, Fungi, Ascomycota, Eurotiomycetes, Eurotiales, Aspergillaceae. Gene Ontology annotation, molecular function: protein serine/threonine kinase activity; ATP binding. Bases 1 to 642 code for a protein of 213 amino acids. Gene Ontology annotation, cellular component: nucleus; cytoplasm. Gene Ontology annotation, biological process: intracellular signal transduction; protein phosphorylation. The record is from RefSeq and is a predicted model, not a curated record. The transcript has 3 exons.
AUGCUCCUAGGCACAUACGAUAACGACAACGAAAUGUUCAAGAAGCUCGAAGAAAUGGAAUUCACAUCGCCUGUGCCGCGCAAACAGGACUCAUCCGGCAGAACCAUUUAUCUCUCACAAGCGCUGAAACCAAAGGUAGGGCCCAUGUUACUCUCCGACUUUGGCGAAGCGAGAAUCGGUCGAGGACCUCACGCCGGUGACAUCAUGCCGUUGGAAUACCGGGCUCCAGAGACAUUACUGUAUGUGGGAUGGAGUUUUCCGGUUGAUAUUUGGAGCGUUGGUCUGACACAAAAGGCCUGGGAUCUCCUUGAGCCAAAGAGACUUUUUACGGCGCGGGACGACGACGGGGAUCUGUAUGAUGCUGCGCAUCUCGCGCAGCUCAUUGCCGCGCUGGGGCCACCACCGCCUGAGUUUCUGGCUAAGAAUCCAGAGAGGAGGGCUGACUUUUGGAAUGAAAAAGGUGAAUGGCUGGAGCUUGCACCCAUUCCAUGGACUCGAAGCUUGGAGGCCCUCGAGACUCGACUAGAGGACAAAUCAGGCUUCCUCCAGUUCCUCCGGAGAAUCUUGACCUGGCUUCCUGAAGAUAGACCAACUGCUAGCGAGCUCUUGCAGGAUCCUUGGUUGAUGCGUCAAGAUGUGUGA